Messenger RNA from Sphaerodactylus townsendi, 1754 nucleotides. It is a transcript of the gene RAB28, whose product is annotated as RAB28, member RAS oncogene family. Bases 126 to 734 code for a protein of 202 amino acids. Gene Ontology annotation, molecular function: GTPase activity; GTP binding. NCBI's taxonomy places the organism in Eukaryota, Metazoa, Chordata, Lepidosauria, Squamata, Sphaerodactylidae. The transcript has 7 exons. Gene Ontology annotation, cellular component: Golgi apparatus; endosome. The record is from RefSeq and is a predicted model, not a curated record.
UGCCAGAUGAUCUCGCCCAUCGCGACCCGCGCCGAGGGAGAGCAAGAUGGCGGCGGCGCUUUCCUUGCCGUCGCUGCCGUGAGGAGUGGAUCCGCGCGGGGCUCCUCCCGGCCGGCCGGCCGGCGAUGUCGGACUCUGAGGAAGACUGCCCCGACCGGCAGCUCAAGUUCGUGGUGUUGGGCGACGGAACCUCCGGCAAGACCUCUUUAGCCACACGCUUUGCUCAAGAAGCUUUUGGGAAGCAGUACAAACAAACCAUAGGACUUGACUUCUUUUUGAAAAGAAUCACACUGCCAGGAAAUGUGAGUGUUUCUCUUCAAGUAUGGGAUAUCGGUGGCCAAACAAUAGGAGGCAAGAUGUUGGAUAAAUAUGUCUACGGUGCACAGGCUGUCCUCCUGGUGUAUGAUAUCACCAACCAGCAGAGCUUUGAAAACUUGGAAGAUUGGUACAACGUUAUAAAGAAGGUCAAUGAAGAGUCAGAGACUCAGCCGCAUGUGGCACUGGUAGGCAAUAAAAUUGAUUUGGAGCAUCUGCGGACAGUAAAGGCUGAUCGGCACCAUCGCUUCUGUCAGGAAAACCACUGUAGCAGCCAUUUUGUGUCAGCCAAGACAGGUGAUUCUGUCUUCCUGUGUUUUCAAAGAAUUGCUGCUGACAUCCUCGAUGUCAAAUUAAACAGAGCGGAAAUAGAGCAAUCACAGGACUGCCAAUGGUCGUGUUUUAUCUCUGCAUCCUGAUUUCUUUCUUUGCAACCCACCUCCACCCCCCACCCCCACCUGCCACCCCGAACACCUUCAGACUGGGACAUAAAGACUUGGGGAUCUCCAUUCCUUCUGGUGCCUGAGAAAGGGAGUUUGGCGUCUGGAAAACUCAUACCUUCAAAAUGUUGUUGAUCUCCAAGGUGUACUGGACUCACAUCUAGCUGAAGUUUUGAGGAGCAUCUUUGUGCAGAUUUUCAAUGGACAUAAAUGUCCAAUGCACCAUAAUGCUCUGUUCAUUGAACCAGAAAUUCUUGAAAUGCUUCCGAAUUGUUUGCUAAUCUCCUACAAUGUGUGUACAGUGUGUGAAACGUGAGUUCACUAACCUCACUGGUGUAUACAAGAUAGAAUUUAAACCAGGAUUUUCCUUAGUAAUUUUUUAAACUGCUGAAGGUAGUGAAUUGCCUUGAAAUUGAGUCCGCUGGGUUCAGAUAACAUUGUUUACUGUUGCUCUUCUGCAAAGAUCUUCAACGGAUUGAGCUUCUGAUGAUACCAUGAAGCUGGGAAGACUCUGGCCUCCCUGAUAAGAGAAUUUUAUGUUGAUCAGCAAGAACUCCAGUGGAGAACAUGGGCAGCUCAUAAAUUUAGAUUCCCCCACAGCCAUCUAUGUCCAUUACCAAUUUCUGUCUAAUACAUACAGAGGUUAUCUUCAACCAAAAAUGUUUAUACAGCAAGAGAACCUGUAAAAGGUUCUUUUUCUUUAAAAGAAAAUAAAGGCACAAUCCAGACAAGCCUCACUGGUUUCACCGGGACUUGAUUAAAAUCAGUGGGAUUUUAGCACUUAGGCUGGAUCAAGCCUGUUGUGUAUUUUCAUUUUGCCCUUUAAUAUAUCUUAUUUUAGAAGAAAGAAAAAAAUUCAUGAACAUUUUAAAAAUAUUGACUAUAUAUCCAAAGCACCUUAAGAACGUGUACAUGUUUCAUUAGUUGAGAACACUUUUUGGCAAGGAUGGUAUGAUAUAACUGAUACAGUUGACGAUAGAAAUAAACAUCUGUGAUAAA